This is a messenger RNA of Haliotis rufescens (red abalone), 1268 nucleotides long. RefSeq names its product ankyrin repeat-containing protein NPR4-like. Bases 564 to 1046 code for a protein of 160 amino acids. The transcript is spliced from 2 exons. Gene Ontology annotation, molecular function: protein binding. The record is from RefSeq and is a predicted model, not a curated record. NCBI's taxonomy places the organism in Eukaryota, Metazoa, Mollusca, Gastropoda, Lepetellida, Haliotidae.
UCCCCUCUGCCUUUCGCUUUCGGGGGCCAUUACAGGCAAGCUGUUUUUCCGUGUUCGUGCAUAUAUGUUCGUGUUUCGCAGCAUGUCAGGGAGAGGGAAACCAAUUAGAAAGCGGCCGACACGUGGGACAAGAGCGGCCACGAAGAAGAAACGCAAGGAACAGGCCCCUUCGCAGUCGUCACCGCCCGGCAUGCCCGAAGAAGCGAUAACAGCAAGAUAACUUGGCGACAGCACGUGGACCCAGUCAAGUUCAAGCAGACAGGACGGCGCCUUCCCAGACUUCGUCAGGUGAAAAUGCGAGUGGGUCAAAACCGACUGGGGCACCAUCGUUUUGCGAACUCCACAUCGCCUCCGAAACCGGGAACCUGUCAAAAGUGAAACUCAUCUUGUCCCAGGGACGGGCGGACAUUAAAGCAAAGACUGGAUCGGUUGUACACCGGUGAUGUUUGCAGCUGGUAAUGGGCACCGAGAAGUGUUUGAGUUACUUUUUAGUAAAGGAUCCAGCAUGUCACUCGUGAAUAAAAGAGGUGACAACAUCCUUCACUGUGCCUGUUGGGGUGGAGAUGGUGAAGUAUAUACUCUCACAUGACAUGGAGGACAUCAACAGUAGAGGAUGGAAGAAGAGGACACCAGUGAUGGCGUCAGCAUUGCAUGGAAAUAAAGAAGUGGUAGAGUUACUCGUGGUUGAAGGAGCUGAUGUGUCACUCGUAUCUGAGAGGGGUGAAAACAUCCUUCAUCUUGCCUGCCAGGGAGGACGUGUGCAGGUGGUCAAGUAUGUCCUCUCAAAAGACACGGUGCGUAUCAACAGUAGAGGAUGGAAGAAGAGGACACCAGUGAUGGCGGCAGCAUUGCAUGGACAUAAAGAAGUGGUAGAGUUACUCGUGGUUGAAGGAGCUGAUUUGUCACUCGUAUCUGAGAGGGGUGAAAACAUCCUUCAUCUUGCCCGUCGGGGAGGACAUGUGGAGGUGGUCAAGUAUGUCCUCUCACAGGACAAGGUGGGCAUCAACGCCCAAAACAACAAAGGACAAACAGCAGCCAAAAGAUAGCAAUAUCCCAGGAUCGAGGAGACAUGCUUGAUCUUCUUGUGUCGCAUGGUGCUGUCAUGUAAUGUUUGCGUAGACAUUCAUAUUAUUAAAGACAAUGUGUUGAAUACAAUUAUGACGUUCACGUGUUGAAUACAUUGAUGUUGUUACAGACAUUGAAGUGUAGAAUAAAAUCAUGUUGCUACUGACACUGGCAUGUGGAAUCAAAUCAUGGCAUUACUGAUA